Molecule: messenger RNA, 285 nt
Organism: Dicrocoelium dendriticum
Lineage: Eukaryota; Metazoa; Platyhelminthes; Trematoda; Plagiorchiida; Dicrocoeliidae
Source: the annotation of a GenBank genome assembly
AUGCGUAAUUGCAUUUUUACAGGCUUCGGAGAUUUAUCGCAUUCUAUUUCAUACUGCACUUGGAUACUACUUCAGCACUACUUAAAUGAUUACUUAGGUACAUGGCCGUUUGUGUCUAAAAGACCGAUGAAUACAGGCGAUUCCCAAAUUCUGUAUUCCCGACCUACCUAUCAAGCUUGUUCAAUGAAUCAAGGAACUUGGAAAUCAUUGCUACAGAAGUCUUUAAUUGGGUUCAAUGUUGUACGGUUCUUUGCUCAAUUCUUCCUGACCCCCACCCGUGAUUGA